This is a messenger RNA of Colletotrichum truncatum, 1257 nucleotides long. Its product is annotated as riboflavin transporter MCH5. Gene Ontology annotation, molecular function: transmembrane transporter activity. Gene Ontology annotation, biological process: transmembrane transport. Gene Ontology annotation, cellular component: membrane. Lineage: Eukaryota; Fungi; Ascomycota; Sordariomycetes; Glomerellales; Glomerellaceae. The record is from RefSeq and is a predicted model, not a curated record.
AUGGAAGACAUUGGGCUGCGAGAAGUUUCGAGCUCUGAAAACUGUCUUUCACUUGAACCUCCCGAUGGAGGACUAUAUGCCUGGCUGUCUGUUGUCGCUGGUUUCUUCGUUAUCAUGAAUACCUGGGGUUUGGUUAUAUCAUUCGGCGUCUUCCAGAGCUAUUACAUCUCAACUCUGAAUCGUUCAUCUUCCGACAUUUCUUGGAUUGGCUCUCUAAACGUAUUCCUGCUAUUUUUCAGUGGCAUAGCCAGCGGACGACUCACCGAUGCCGGUCAUUUCCACGCGGUUUCAAACCUAGGGGCCUCUCUGAUUAUACUCGGGACGUUUAUGGCGUCCAUCUGCACCCAAUACUGGCAGCUGAUGCUGGCACAGGGUAUCUGUAUUGGACUAGGCAAUGGUUGCUUGCUUACACCGACCAUGGCUGUCAUCGCCACAUAUUUUAAAAGGCGGUUACCUCUGGUACUCGGUCUUGCUGCAUGCGGCAGCGUCACAGGCGGUCUUAUAUACCCCGGCAUGGCGAGGACACUCCUCCCUAGUGUUGGCUUUGGUUGGACGAUGAGAUCAAUUGGCUUUGUUGAGGCAGGAACACUAGCUGUUGCCAUGCUAUGCAUUAGAACAAGGAUCCCGCCCGCCAAACCACGUGUAUUCAUCGACUGGACUGCCUUUCGGGAAUCUGAGUUCUCUCUAUAUACUCUUGGCGCGUUUUUGUCAUUCUUAGGCGUUUUCGUGCCUUUUUUCUUCCUGACUUCCUUUGCAAAAGAAACGCUCGGUCUUUCAUACACGAAAUCUCUCGACCUCAUUCUCGUUCUCAACGGCAUUGGGUUUGUAGCCCGAGUAUUCCCCGGCGUCCUAGCUAAAUACAUUGGGACCCUUAACACUUUCAUCAUCUUGGUAUUCUCGUCUUCAGUAUGUUUGUACACAUGGAUUGCGGUUCAUUCGAUCGGCGGACUCUACGCUUGGGUCACGUUCUACAGUUUGGCGAUAGGCGGUGUUCAGGCGUUAUUCCCUGCUGCAGUUUCAUCCUUGACUUCGGACUUGUCUCAACUAGGUUCUCGAAUGGGACUCAUAUUUGCUGCUGUUGGGAUCGGCGCUCUCAUUGGGUCGCCAAUCUCUGGCGUUAUUAUUUCAUCUAGUGGCUCUUACGUAGGGGCUCAAGCCUUUGCAGGUAGUGCACUGCUACUGGGAGGCAUUUUCAUCUCUGCAGCACGAGAGAUACGGCGGCGAAAACUGGGAAAAGAACUCUUCACCAAACUGUGA